Gossypium raimondii (Peruvian cotton) is the source of this 3440-nucleotide messenger RNA. Its product is annotated as putative pentatricopeptide repeat-containing protein At4g17915. The transcript has 6 exons. The record is from RefSeq and is a predicted model, not a curated record. Gene Ontology annotation, molecular function: protein binding. NCBI's taxonomy places the organism in Eukaryota, Viridiplantae, Streptophyta, Magnoliopsida, Malvales, Malvaceae. The coding region runs from base 1373 to 2743 and encodes 456 amino acids.
CAGUCCUACGAGAGUAAAAUUAAAUCUGAGGCAAAGUGACUACUUUUCCAAACGUGAGACGAAAUUCAUCCUCUCUCUCACGUUUCUUUUCCUGGUUCUUUCGUCUCUUUUGCCCUUUCCUAAUCUUUUUUCCUCUCUUCUUUUUCUAUUCUGUUUCUCCUCUCUUCUCCUUUCAUAACAAACCAUAGCCGUCGCCGCCUCCACACUGUCCGGCGUGGUACCUCCGAUCAAAGGCCAGCGGUCCUCUCCUCUAUUCGAGAGACGUCCCAUUCUCAAUUCCGAGGCUCCCGCUGUUAAAUGGUUCAAAGAAUGGGUCCCUGAAGAUGUUGUCGCAACUGGCGGAAAGUGCAUGAUUUUGAAGUGGCUGAACGGGAACACAUUAAAUAAAUUGAAGGAGAAGGAGAAAGAGCCUGAAGCACCAAAAGCUGAACCAGGGCCUACUACUGAAGUUCAUUUUCUUUGCAGCUACGAAGGCUGUGGAAAAACCUUUAUUGAUGCUGGUGCUCUGAGAAAGCUUUUGCACAUUCAUGGAGAGAGACAACAUGUUUGUCACUGGGAGGGUUGUGGGAAUGUAUCUUGUGUAGAUCUUCCUACUUUUGAUGCAACAAGGAAAGUUUUGGAUCUUCAACAAUUACUGGCACAUAAUGAAGCAGAUCUGAUUUAUUCUUUGCUUGGGAGUUGGGACUAUGAAGUGCUUGAGUUCACCUUGAACGUGCUUCAUUUGUGGAAAUUUUUGAACAGUUCAAAACUGAACACACUUUCUUAUUCACAGUGGAGAAAGAUUUUAUUUUCCCACAUGAAGGUUGUGGUAAGCAAAAGGUCUCUCUUUUGAGGACGUUGACCGUGUUUGAAGGGGGCUUCAAUUGGUCCUUCAAUUGACUUGGCCGUUCAUAUCGACCCAAGCAGUAGGAGCAAAGCAAAAGCUUAUAGCUGCUCUUGCCUCUCAGUCAGCCCUGAGCUCCUCCCCGCCAACCACCGGCGAGGUGAGGUCUGGAUCUUUUUUUCAUUUAACAGCUGCCUUUUUGUUUAGCUACUAGCUUAUGUUUAGGACCUCUCCGGUUCAUGGGUGGUUAUAUUUGUUAAUGUUAAGUUAUUAAUUGAAAAGAAAGAUAAGAAAUGAGAAGUAUUGGUGAUUUUUCAAAAUUUUUCUGCUUUUCCCUAUUUUUCAGAAAUUUUCUUUUUUUAGGUUGGGCUCGUUGGACAGGGAACUUGUGAUCUGAUCAGUUCAACCACUGGUUCAAUUCUGAAAUUGACCACCAAACCAUUAUAAAGAAAGUUAAUUAUAAUAAUUUUUCAGAAAGAUCCUUUCUCCUUUUGGCAGGCAUUUUUUGUUGUGGAAUGUGCUUGGGAAAAAGAAAGAAGCAGAAGAAGAAUGGUUCACAGAUUUUCAACUAGAUUAUUGAAUGUUUGCAUAGCUUCACUAUGUAAGGCCCAUAACUUGGAGAAAGCUGAAUCAGUUAUUAUCGAUGGUAUAAGAUUGGGAGUGCUUCCUGACGUUGUAACUUACAAUACAUUGAUUGAUGCAUACUGUCAUUUUGGAAUUGAUGCUGGUUACGCCAUUCUUCAUCGAAUGAGAGAAGCUGGUGUUACCCCAGAUAUUAUUUCAUAUAAUUCUUUGAUAGCUGGUGCCACUAGGAAUCACCAAAUAUCUCGGUCUCGUGAUCUAUUUGACGAAAUGAUUGAAAGAGGCAUAGUCCCUGAUGUUUGGAGUUACAAUAUUUUGAUGCACGGCUUUUUCAAGUUAGGAAAACCAGAUGAGGCCCAUAGGGUUUUUAAGGAUAUUAUACUUGCUGAGCAUUCACCUUCUAUUGCUACUUUUAAUAUUAUGAUGAAUGGUCUUUGCAAGAAUGGGUAUACAAUGAAUGCUUUUAUGUUGUUUAGGAACUUACAGCGUCAUGGAUUUGUGCCAGAGUUAUUGACUUACAAUAUUCUUGUUAGUGGAUUAUGCAAGAUUGGUAGAUUAGGGUCAGCAAGGAGGGUUCUUAAAGAAAUAGUGGAAUCGGGCCAUGUUCCAAAUGCCAUAACAUACACUACUGUAUUGAAAUGCAUCUUUAGAAAGAAGAAGUUUGAAGAGGGAAUUGAGCUAUUGUUGGAAAUGAAGAGUAAAGGGUAUACAUUUGAUGGUUUUGCUUAUUGUACAGUUAUUGGUGCUCUAACUAAGAUAGGUAAGGUGAAACAGGCGACUGAAUUCAUGGUGGACAUGAUUGAAACUGGUAUCGAGCUUGAUAUAGUAUCUUAUAACACGCUAAUUAAUUUGUACUGUAAAACUGGUGAGUUGGAAGAAGCCUAUAAGUUGUUGGAUGAGAUAGAAAAGAAAGGGUUGGAGUGUGAUAAGUAUACACACACUAUAAUGAUUGAUGGAUUGUGCAAGGCAGGUAAGGUUGAGGUGGCCGCACAACAUUUGAAGUAUAUGAAUAUGAUGGGCUUUGAUUCAAACUUGGUUGCAUAUAACUGUUUGGUUGAUGGGUUGUGUAAAGUUGGUCAGAUCAAUGAUGCAAUCAAAGUCUAUAAAUCAAUGGAGGUAAGAGAUUCUUUUACCUACUCCUCUUUGGUGUACAACCUUUGCAGGGACAGGAGGUAUCAUUCUGCAGCCAAGAUCUUGCUAUCUUGUUUACGAAGUGGCAUGAAAAUUCUGAAGUCUGCUCAACGAGCUGUCUUGCUUGGUCUUCGCUAUUCUGGAUUUCCUAGAGAAGCAAAAAGGCUGAAGUCUAAGAUUCGCAUCGCUCGAAUAUUGAAUCAUUGAUAAUUUAGUCAAUAUUUUUGAUUUUAGUGUUAAAAGUUGGAAGAUUAUGUACUUCAGUUGAUUUACCAUCAAGGAUAAUUCAUUUUGGAUCAAGGUCCUGAUUGAAAUAAUGUGUUUCUUUUUGUUGCAAGUUCAAUGGUUCUCUUGGGGUGGUAAUCCUGUAGGCCAUGAUAGAGAUCAGCAACUCUGAAUCAAGCCGCAUCUACCGUGUAAUGCAUGCUCUGUAUCUGUAUUUCCUGCAUAUAAAACCAGAUGAAGAGAUAUGCACUGCUUGGAAACACUAGUCCAGCUUCAGGAGCUAUGUAGCAUGUUCACAAGAGAUUCAUCUAAGAAGCUUUUUACGUGAUUAGCUUCUGGAUUAUUUAACUUCAUUUUCUCCCUACCAAAAUUCAAUUCUUGAAGAAUUUCCCUAUUGGAAUCAUGUAAGGAAUCACUUCCUUUGAAAAGUGAAAUCUUUUAUUCUUAUUGUGACAUAACGAAGAAGUUAGGUGUUAUUUUAUACUCUUAAAGAUUUGUUGCAUGAGGGAACUGGCAUCGUUUUAGGGGGUGUGUAGACGAACCUUGUAUCUAGGGCUUAUUUCUUUAUUAUUCAUUUUUUUCCCUUUAUCUAUAUGUAUGUAAAUAAAACAAUUCUUGUGCUGUGGACAAUUUACAAUCUUGAUGGAAACAAAAAUGAAGGAAAAAAUGUUCGUUUAAA